ACACACGUGUGCACAUAAUAUUUUUCGUCAUUUGUUGUGAAUGGAAGUCUACAAGUGCCGGAGUACCAUCUAGCACAUGUCCACAUGUAGUCGACAUCUGAUAUGUCAGCUCCCAGGGUUUCAGCUCCACAGGCAGACUGCUCGACGAAGGCAAGAGAUUAAAAAUAAGAAGGUCACGUCCUACGUUGGCUGCAGUGGUUGGAUAUCCUUAUGAUAAAGCAGUGAAAGUGAGCUUAUCCCCACUUUACGUAGGCCGGCCGUGAGUGGUCAGAAGUUUCUUCCGGAGAUAAAUAUAUGUUACUCAGUGGUUGGGAUUUAUUUGUGGCGAUUCAAGUGGUAAAGGAAUACAACACGUGAAUUGUGUGAUCAUCUCUUGUGAAAUUUCUGUAUGGUGUGACGACACCCCUGUGUUGUAAUAGUUAACGCGAAUUUAGCCGGAUUUUAUAGGUGUCCCAUAUUGGAUUAUUAGUAAUGUAUCCGAGGACUCUACUGUAACGUCACCAUCUGUUCAUAUUGAACAGGCAAACAACUAUGGAACCGUCAAAGAUGCCGGAACUAAUUGAAGCUGAUUCAAGUUCUAGUACUCACAGACCGAUGGCAAACUGUAAUAAUUUCGAAGAAAGCAACUCCUUACCUAGGAAACCAGACGCCCAGUGGGGUGAAAGCACUGCCUCCAAACAACCAAUGGAUGAACCGCCUUAUUACCGCGAACCACAUCGAGGCCGUUACCAAGACACGUCACGGAACAUUAGACAUGCGCAUCAUUCAGAAAUGGAAAUCAUGGGCAAUGGCACACACCCGCUGAGUCGAGGCACGUCUAGGAAACAUUCAAACAAUUACCAUAAUAAUCACAGUCACAGAGGCUACAUGGAGCAUCAGAGGCACCAGAAGAUCCGUCUAAAAAGGGAGCCGACACGGAACUGUGUCUCCUACCUUACCGGAAUUCUACACUGCUACAAUGUUUUUCUACUGGUUCUAGGAUCCGGUGUUUUAGCUGUCGGAGUAUGGCUGCUUGUGAAAGACUACAACUCUCGCGAGAUUUCUGCGAUUGUGGGAUCUCGUCUUUUCGAAUAUUUAACGUAUGGUCUGACGGCAGGUGGUGGUGCCGUCGCCAUUCUUGCCUUUUGUGGUUGCUGCGGGACCAUGCGUCAGGACAAAUUUGUCCUUGGAUUUUAUGGUACCGUUCUAACUCUUGUGAUAUUGAUGCUGUUUGCCGGAUUCGCGCUCGGGAUCACGUUCAGAUCGGAGUUAAAAGAAGAUCUUACUGAACAUUUUAAGUCAUCGAUUAUCAAACACUAUGGAGUUGACGUGGAACGAAAUUCCUUCAACCGAUUGGUAACAGACGCUUGGGACGCCAUGCAGAGAACGUUACAAUGCUGUGGGGCUGUUGGGAACGAAGAUUCACUCUUCAGCUGGGCUAUAUUCAAACUACACAGCGACUGGUACGCUGUGGAAAUGCGAGACAAACAAAACAGACCGUACGUCCCGGAAAGCUGUUGUGUGAUUGGCAUGUCAAAGUUGGACUGCCAGGGACUGGGGAAGAUAAGGAGAGGGUUUCCCGUAAAAGGGCCGGGACAGAGCUACGUCGAGGAGGCUAACGAUGCCCUUUUGAAAAAGGGUUGUUAUGACCGAGCUCUAGAUUACAUAGAAAACAAUAGUAUGUACAUUACGAUAGUUGCUGGUGCUGUUCCGCUUUUACUGAUUGUUGGAAUGAUAAUAUCAUUCUAUCUCUGCUGUAAAGUAAAAAACGAGGACGACGAUUUCGACGAUGGAGAUGAAGUGGAGGUAUAACCUGUGUCGAUGACAGCAUAAAGGUGUUUAAGAAAGAAAAGAAACACAUUCCGUCCGUCGGUGUUUAUAUACCGCUCCGUAUGGGGAGCAAUGUGGUUGUGUACCUAACCUAAUUAUCUGCCUGUACUUCCGGUACACGGAGGUCAAGGUCAAAGAUGAUGCCAUUCGACAAGUGGAUUUAAGAAUGACUACUUUGUUGUCAAAAUGACUUCUGGUUUGCUGUCGAUAGCCACUUAGUGGGGAACAUUUCAUUGAAGAUCACCUUACAAGUCGGCUACCAAAAGUCAUCUCAGUGCUGUGUGUCUUCCAUGUUCAAAAUAAUUUAGGCUUAUAGUUAUUUCCUCACCAAAGUGGAAUCAUCUCACUUGACGAAAGUCGAAAUGCAAACGGGACCAGAGAGUUUAAUUGCAUACAAUGCACAUUCGUUAGCUAAACAUUCCUUAGAUUCCUUCGAACUCGUUCAAGCUAUGCAUUCUUAAGAUAGCAAAUGUGAGGGAAAAGAUUGCGAGCACGAGCAAAUGAGGACCGAUGCUCAGACAAUGUUGCUGAAAAUUGCUAUCAAUUGUGCCUCACUACUUGGACAGGUGUGUCACAUGGACAGGUUUAAAACAAUGCCUACCUGUCUACUGUUGAUAUCACUAUAUCAUCUAUACACCACAUCAUCAUGUCACUUCAUCAGGUCAGAUUGUCGGGUGAAAAAGAGAAACUGUUGGGAGCUACUGUAAUUUCCGUCACACAUUUUAUUUACAAACAUAUAAAAAAUGGGGAAAAUGUGGAUGUAUACCUAAACGUGUGAUAUGAAAAACUCCAUAACACUUUGGCUAAAGUCAACAACUACGCAAUCCAAUCUGUUGAAUUAUAGUCAAACAUCGUCAAUGUACAUGAAAACGACAGUCAACAUAUUUGCAUGCGCAUUUCAUCAUUCAUUGAAGAUAUUCUAUCACGUGGAAGUUACCUAGCAACAAACUAUUGGAAUCUUGCAAUCCGGAGACCACAGUUAUUCAUCAGGAAUGAAAAUCCUCGCUAUCAUGUUGACUAUGAAUAUACUAUUCAAGGAUACUCCACCCAUUAAUGAAAUGGAAAACACUGAUUAUCAUCCCUUUUACGAAGUUUAAUUAAACGUUUGUGGUAAGUUUUUAAGGAAUUUGUUUGGAUUAAAUGCCAUGGAAACUCGACACUGUUGAUACGCGUAGAAACGCAAAGCAGUUAUAAUGCAAUGGAUGCAGGAUCGCUUAGUGGAGGAGUCAUGCAACCACAUAUACAAUAUGUACAUUUUAUUACUAACUAAACUCAUGACUGUAUAUAAUGAUUUAUUUUUACUUUGAUGAAUUAUAUCAUUUCCAACACUACCCGGUAUCGGAGACAUAUUUUAAAAGGGGAGGGAAUCCAUGUAUUUUAACUGUGGCUGUUCUUAUUACUGUGAUAAAUUGGAUAUUUUAUAAUAAUAAUAAUCUUAAUACUUGGUAGUAAUUAGUUUUUAUGUUAAAUACACUCAUUGUCGUUAACAAAUUGGGUGAAACCAAAUUUGUUCUAGGAAGUUAUGAGUGAUGAACAUUUACACGUUUAAUACACUAAACGACCUCUUUUUCAUUUUAUAAAGAUACAUCUGAAUGCAUAAUAAGCAUGUUAUUCAUUGUUUGGUGAAUUAGUUUAUUUUGUCAUUUCUCGCUGUUAUUCGAUAUCUUUUUUUCUCUAAAUAAUUUCAUGAGUAACAAUCGCGGUACAUUUCAUUUAAGAAGCGUAUGCGAUGAGAGUGUACAAUUUCACCAUUUUCGGUUUGCAUUUUGAGGUACUGGAAAGCCUAGGAUCUAACCUGGAGAUCACCGUUGAUUCGAAUCUGGUAUCCAACUUUCGUACUCUCACGCACGUAAACAAGUUUAUAUAUUUUCAGUAUUAUUUUGAAGGGGAUAUUAUGUAUAUCUUUGAUAGUUUUACACACAUCUACGAUAUCAUGUUAAAAUAAAUAUGUAAUUCACUUAUAUACUUUAUAUGAUAGUAUUGCUCCACACACCUUCUCGUGCCAGAUAAACACAAAUUUACAGACACAGAAUAUCUUUUAUUCAACAGGAUAACGAAUAAAAAUAGCGAUAUAAAAUAUUCAGCGUAUUUUCUACCAUAUGUCAUGAAAUUUAAAUUUAAAUGAAAUCUUCUGAGAGAAAGCACAACAUGGGAAUACUUAUAAACUUGUGAGAAGAAACAGAAUUUAAAAAAAAAGUAUGUUUUAUAUGAAAAGUCAAUAUUACGUUGACGGCUAGCACUACACCUCUAUAUGUAUCAUCGCGCUACACAAGUCCCAAAUGGCCUUCAACAUAGAUAAGACCAUAUAUGGAAAUUGUCUUGGUCAUAGAUAGAGAAGAGUUGUCUUUGAAGAUAGUAUCAAUUAUUGACUAAAACUGAAAGUAUACAUUGUUACUUACGUUAUUUUCCCAUGCACACUAGUUUUACAAUUGUCAUCCAUCUAUUUAACUUGAUAGAAAGUUCUAGUCUAAUUUUAAUUCUCCCACUAGUCUGCCGUCCCAGCGGCUAAUCUAAGGGGCCUUGAGUGUAUUAUGCUCUUCCGUAUAGCGGUAGUUCACUCAGACCAACGUUUUUUUUUAAUUUUCAGUUUUACAAUUAAAAAUCAGGAAUAUGUAUUUUAUUUAUGUCCCAAAAAACAUGAUUUUUUUUUGUAAUACACGUGUGUGUGCACUUUGUCAAAAUAUCAAAGACAAGUGUUGAUGCCAAAUGAAAUGAAGACUGAAAACAAACGUUAUUUUCCCUCAUUUUAACUUCCUGAGUCGAUGGAGGAAUGAACAACUAAAACAUGAAACGUUGGUCUUAUUUACACACGCAAUCAAAUUUUAUACCUGUCUCAUAUUAUCUCUACCACAGCAAUUAAAACAUUUUAUUAUUUUUUUUAUCAUUUCUAAUUUGCUUUGUUUAAGUUUCAGCAUUAUCGUUAUUAUUUUUUUUUUACACGCAAAUGUACAAUCGAACUUUGUUUAGAGGAUUUUUAUUAAUACUCAUGUGUAUGUAUGUCGAAGUCAUGUCUUGGUGUAUUAGUAUAUGUAUUAACUUUUUUACGUGCACUCUUAUUCACUUCGUUUCCUCAACAUGAUAUCGUUCACAUAACGGAAAUUUACUCAUACAGUUUUCAGAAAGACUUACAGUUCGACAUAGCGAAAGCUGACUAUACUAAUACUGUUCGGCUCGUAGAAGACUGGCUGUAUAUAUGUUGAUACCAAGGUAAUGUUACAAUAAUGGUUCGACAUAGCGUAUUUAUGCUAAUACUCGAUGAUAUGACUUUUCGACAUAGCGAAGACUGACUAUUUAUGAUAAUACUCGACGGUAUAACUUUUCGACAUAGCGAAGGCUGACUGCUUAUGAUAAUACUCGACGGUAUAACUUUUCGACAUAGUGAAGGCUGUAAUAAUGUAAAUGUAAUGCUAGAAUUCGACAUAACGAAGACUUUAAGGUUGACUGUAUUUAAUACAUUGUUCCAUUUACUUCCUUGACAGGAAUGUCCGAGAUAGCGCAGUCUGACAGCAGAUUUCUUCUUUGAUAUAGAAAUAUUGUUCAACAGAUCGAAAGAUGGAAGUAUGCCAACUCCGUAUAAGAUUUGCUGUUUGACAUAUUGGAGGCCGCUCGUAAAUUUCUUUCCUGAUGAAAUUUAUAACUUGAAACAACUUUAAAGUUCGCCAAAUUAUUCUUUAUUGAAUUUUGAAACAAAGCACGUGUUCAAUUUCUUCAUGGGAAAAUUAAACAAUUCUUAACAACAUUGUAUAAAAAAUCACUAGACAAACGGUGAGGAAUCUACCCGCUUCCACGCACGAGCAAUCAUGCUACGUCUGCACUACGAACUCGCGCAGCAACCUGCACGUGCUCCCCGGUCAAGGUCAUAGAUUCUCUUUCACCGGAACGCCAUCAUGGCCACAUGUAGGAUUGUUUAUCAUGCAAAGCCUUCAUUCUCGGAUAACGAUAAUCUAAUACGAUUUUUGAAAGCUGACAAUGGUUCAAAGGUGUCAGAUAUCAAACCGAGUCGAACAUUUUUGUAGAUGAGGAGAGAUGAGUAGCGUACCAGCUACGUACAUGAACUCGAUAAAUGCGGUCAUUUUAACGGAAUAUUCGCUGCGAUGAAUUUUAUUUGAGAAAAGAUUUAUAUAAACUGUAUAGAAUGAUUUCCAUCAAUUUGCCUUAGUUCGAUUUUGUUUUAGCCAUACUUCCUUCUAAAUUAAACUGCAGAUUGCUCGUAACAUUUGUUACACGUGAUCAUCAUAAAUAGUUGCUGUAUGGCAUUACAUACAUAGUUGUAUUAUGUUUCUUUUACAAGCGCCAAACGCAAUAUUGUGUAACUAUUGUGUACAGCUAUAAACUCAUAUAUUUUGCAUAUGACGUACAAAGUUGUGUUAUCGGCAUACAAAUUUGUGUCAUUGACAUAAAUUAUGAUAUACAAUAUGUACAAAGUUAGUGACACGUGAUCUACAAAGUUGUUUUAAUGACACGUGACACAAAAACAUGCUAUGAACAAGAUAUACAAAACUGAAAGUUGGGUUAGUGUCAUGUGACAUACAAAUUAGUAUUACUGACAUUAGAUAUACAAAGUUGUGUUAUUGGCACGGGACUUACAACGUGUGUUAUUGGCACGGGACAUAUAAAAUGACGCUAUUAGCAAGAGAAAAACACUUAAAGUUGUGUUAUCGACACGUGACAUAUAAGUUGUGUCAUUGAUACGAGAUACAAAGUUGUGCUGUUGGCAUUAGACUUACAUACAAAGUCGUGCUAUCGACACGCCAUGCAUAGAUGUGUUAUUAGCACGUGAUCUACAAAGUUGUGUUAUCAGCACGUGAUCUACAAAGUUGUGUUAUCAGCACGUGACAUACAAGGUGUGUUAUUAGCACGUGACUUACAAAGUUGUGUUAUUGGCAUUAGACAUACAAAGUGUGUUGUUAGCACGAGACGUACAAAGUUGUGUUAUUGGCAUUAGACAUACCGGUACAUACACAGUUGUUAUUAUUGACACGAGUUGUCAGUGACACGUGGCAUACGAACUUGUGACCUACGCAAUGGGAUAAAGGACGCUUGGAAUUAAAAACUACGCACUGUACAUUUUUUUCGAUUUUUAAAAUCUACGCAUAUCUUUUAUCAAAUUGAGAAACUACUCAAGUAGAUUUCAAAGUUGUGUUGAACGGCUUAUACGUUUGCUGAUAAUUUCAAUGUGACACUAUACGUAUAUAUGUUAUGUAUUAUGAUUAUUAUACGUAAAUAUAGAAUGUUAUAACUGGCUGUGUAUCAAUAUUAGCAAAUUAAAUUACCACAGUGAAAUUGUUGAUGUGUUCUAAUUUUAAAAACAUUUGACAUGAACUGUAUCUAAAUUUUAAUGCGUUUUUUCAUGUUUAUUGAUGUGUGUAUGAUGCAUAAAUGUGUUCAAUUUGUAUUUACAAUCGAUUUUUAAAACAGAUUCACGUCAUUAAAAUAUUUCAUUUUAUUCUGUUUUUAAAUACGAAGUUCAAUGGUUUUACUGAAAUGAUUACUAUAAAAAUUAUAUUUUGUUUUGAAGGGGAAGGUAAGCUUAUUUUUAUAUACAAUACUCACUAAAUUCUGUCUAUGACAAAUUCAUGUGCAUUUAAACAUACGAUCCCGUUAUUAAUUAAUAUGAUUUGAUAAGAUAUAUAUAAUAACUAGAAAUGAAUAAGAAUUCGUGGAAAUUACAAGUAGAUAUCAUAUUUUACCCCUUUCUUGGAGAUUUCAUGUAGAUAAAAUUGUAUAAAAAGCGCUUGUUAUUUACUACUUUGAUAUUGUACGUUCUUCUAAAGUGUUUGAUAGUGUUUCUCGCAAGAUAGAGUACAGAUAUAACGGUCAAUUCAAGUUAUUAAUGAAUUACAAAUUGAGAGAUUGGGAUCAGAGGUUAUGAUCGGAAAUGACGUGAAUGCGUAAUGAGAGGAACAAAUGCAGACAAAUGCCGCUUGUCUAUAGAAAAGACAGACAGUAGCAAAAUGAGAAAGAGUGAGUAAGGUUUGUAACGUAAUUAAAGAACGAUUCAUCAUAGAAUGCUUGCACGUGAGAAAAGAUCAUUUACUGAGACUUAAUCAUGAUGAGGAUGCUGUUUUCCGAUCUGCAGAAACUGAAUUCUCCCGUGGGACCAAUUAACGUCAUGCGGUUACACAUGCGCAUUUGAACAAUUCGUAUCAUUUAUCGUUCCAUUAUCUUCUCAUCAUAAACACUAGAUAUAAUGGUUUUUAUAUUAUGGUCGUUCUUCUACAACUAAUUCUGAUUUUGACAUUUUCCCGCAUAUGAGAUUUUAUACACUACUUGUUGCAAUGUGUGAAUAUGUCAUUUUUAUAUUGGGUUAUUUAAUAUCUUUAAACAAAACAUUUACUAUCAGUUUCUAUAUGAUAUUUGUUAUUGUGUCACUCGCACGAUUAUUAUAUAUGAUGAUUAAAUUUGUAAAUAUUGUAAAAAGUACAUCAAAUUAACUCAAAUUAUUUUAUGUAAUAAAACCAAUAUCUGGUAUAA
Molecule: messenger RNA, 8283 nt
Organism: Pecten maximus
Lineage: Eukaryota; Metazoa; Mollusca; Bivalvia; Pectinida; Pectinidae
Product: tetraspanin-18-like
Exons: 11
Coding region: 532-1791 (419 amino acids)
Cellular component (GO): membrane
Source: RefSeq, a predicted model, not a curated record